Entrophospora candida is the source of this 173-nucleotide messenger RNA. The record is from the annotation of a GenBank genome assembly. NCBI's taxonomy places the organism in Eukaryota, Fungi, Glomeromycota, Glomeromycetes, Entrophosporales, Entrophosporaceae.
CACCUUUAUUUAAAAGAGUAACAGGAAUACAACGAGUUUUUGACAUUAGGGAUGGAUUUAAUAUUGGACAAAAACAUGAUCUACCCAAUGUCGAAUUUUAUGGUUAUGGUGGUGUAUCAACCAUUACUGAUAUACAAAUCUAUAAUAAUUUUCCCUAUAAUGAAAUUUGCUGA